This is a messenger RNA of Apaloderma vittatum (bar-tailed trogon), 1829 nucleotides long. It is a transcript of the gene GPCPD1, whose product is annotated as glycerophosphocholine phosphodiesterase GDE1 homolog (S. cerevisiae). Lineage: Eukaryota; Metazoa; Chordata; Aves; Trogoniformes; Trogonidae. The record is from RefSeq and is a predicted model, not a curated record. Gene Ontology annotation, biological process: glycerophospholipid catabolic process. The annotation marks the transcript as partial. Gene Ontology annotation, molecular function: starch binding; glycerophosphocholine phosphodiesterase activity. The transcript has 18 exons.
AUGACCGCUUCGCAAGUCACUUUUGAAGUAAGAGGACCAUCAGUACCAGGUGAGGUUUUAGCAGUAUGUGGGAGCUGCAGUGCUUUGGGAAACUGGAAUCCACAAGUUGCAGUGGUCCUCCAGACUGGUGAUUGUCAAUUAUGGAAAGCUACUGUAGAGCUUCCUAGAGGAGUUCCUGUUUGGUAUCGGUAUUUUAGAGGAUACUUCCUAGAACCUAAGACUAUCGAUGGUCCCUGCGAAGUCAUAGUUCACACGUGGGAGACUCAUCUACAACCACGAUCAAUUACCCCUUUAGAAAACGAAAUUACUAUUGACGAUGGAUACUUUGGAAUCCGUAAUGGUAUUGAAACUGUGGAUGCUGGGUGGCUGACGUGUCAAACAGAAAUAAGAUUACGACUCCAUUAUUCUGAGAAACCACCUGUAGUGAUAUCUAAGAAGAAAUUUAAAACAUCGAGGUUUAGAGUGAAAUUGACUCUAGAAGGCCUAGAGGAAGAUGAUGAUGAAGAGGGUCAAGAGAAAACAUCCCCUACUGUCCCUCAGAAAAUGGCAAACACUGUGGAAUUUUCCUUAAUAAGUAACAACGAAUAUAAAUGUCGGCACUCUCAGCCAGAGUGUGGUUACGCUUUGCAGCCAGACCGCUGGAUAGAAUACACAAUACAAACCAUGGAGCCUGACAACUUGGAAUUAAUCUUUGAUUUUUUUGAGGAAGAUUUAGGUGAGAAAGUAGUACAAGGCGAUGUGCUCCCAGGUCAUGUAGGUUCUGCCUGCCUCCUGUCAUCCACAAUUGCAGAACUUGGGAAGAGUGCUGGAAUUCUUACACUUGCUAUUAUGAGCAGAAAUCCAAGGAAGACAAUUGGAAAAGUUAGAGUGGACUACAUAAUUAUUAAGCCGAUCCAGGGAUACACCUGUGAUAUGAAGGCUUCAUAUGCAAAAUACUGGAAACCAAGAACAACUCUAGAUGUUGGACACAGGGGAGCAGGAAAUUCUACAACAACAGCUAAACUCGCUAAAGUUCAAGAGAACACUAUUGCCUCUAUGAGGAAUGCUGCUAGUCACGGAGCAGCGUAUGUGGAAUUUGAUGUACACCUCUCCAAAGAUCAUGUGCCUAUUGUAUACCACGAUCUUACGUGUUGCAUGGCCAUGAAGAAGAAACUGGAUACAGAGCCUUUGGAGCUGUUUGAGAUUGCAGUCAAAGAACUCACAUUUGAUCAGCUGCAGUUAUUGAAGCUGGCUCAUGUGACUGCCCUGAAAGUAAAAGAUCACAAUGCACCUUUUAAAGAAGAAGAAGACUCUGCUUUUGAGACCCAGCCGUUCCCUUCUCUGCAGAGAGUCCUGGAGUCGGUUUCAGAAGAUGUUGGGUUCAACAUAGAAAUAAAAUGGAUCUGUCAACAAAGGGAUGGACAGUGGGAUGGCAACUUGUCAACUUACUUUGAUAUGAAUCUCUUUCUAGAUAUUAUUUUAAAAACUGUUUUGAUGAAUGCUGGAAGAAGAAGAAUUGUAUUUUCUUCUUUUAAUGCAGAUAUUUGUACAAUGGUUAGGCAUAAGCAAAACAAGUAUCCUGUGUUAUUUCUUACUCAAGGAGAAUCUAAACUGUAUCCAGAACUUAUGGAUCUUAGAUGUCGUACAACUCCAAUUGCCAUUACUUUUGCACAGUUUGAGAACUUGCUGGGAAUUAAUGUGCACUCUGAAGAUCUCCUGAGGAAUCCCUCGUUUAUUAAAAGGGCUAAAUCUAAAGGCCUAGUUAUUUUUUCUUGGGGUGAUGAUGCAAAUGACCCAGAUAACAGGAAGAAGUUAAGAGAAUAUGGUGUUCAUGGGCUAAUAUAUGACAG